UAGAAGUGGCGUUGUCUCUAUGGCUGCGGACGACGCGGAGGUAAUCGUGUUGCUAACAAGAACUAGCACAGUGCUUCGUUCCCAUGGACUAUUAGUUAUUAUAAUGUCGAGUAUUACAGCCAAUUGCAAGUGGGGCAAUUGCUAUUUAGUCUGAAGCAGGAGUAUUUUUUUUAUCGUUUAUCGUUACGGUACGUGGUUUUAAUUAGCUAGUUAGCUACAUUGCCAGCCCGUGGGACCGCUAGCUCUUUAAUUUAUUUAACGUCACCUUAGACCAACACCACAAUAGAAGGUAACGCUAGCUCGAUGUAUCGGAAAGAGAAGAGCAUCCAGAUCAAGAACAGCGCCUCGGCGCUGUACAACAACCUCGGCGUGCUGCGCAUCGCCCCCCGGCGCCUCACCUGCUUCACGGCGGUCCACGCUAACGUGGUCAACAUGGUGAGCGCGUCCUGGGACGGCCUCAACUACUCCCACCGUCAGCUGCAGUCCAAGGAGCCCAACGUCGCCACCAGCACGUCCCUCAUCAUGCAGGCUGCUUUUUGUGCUCUGCCCUCUCGGGAUCUGCUGGUGGUGACCUCUCAGAAAGGCAUCCAGAUGUAUGAAUCUGAUGGCUCCAUUAUGGUGUACUGGCAUGCCCUCGAUACUCCAGAAACAAAUACAGGUCAAGCCAUGUUUGCUCGAGGAAUAUCAGCAGUGUGUGAGAGCUUUAUAUGUGUGGGCGUUUCAACUGGUGCGAUUCUAGUAUUCGAUGUUCCCAGUAAGGGCAGUAAUAUUACCUUGGCUGAUGUCGUUGAGGGGCACAAAGAGUCCAUCACUGACAUGGCCUCUGAAUGCUGUGGUGGCGAGGUGUGCAUAGCGGAUCUUGUCAGUGCAGACGAUGGGGGAAACCUGUGUGUGUGGAAGGCCGGGGAGGAAUUUAGUUUACUCAACCAUAUCCCUGGCUUUGACAUUAGCUGCUCAUCUGUGAAGUUGUGGAAAGGCACAGUGGUGGCAGGUUACGGCACAGGCCAGAUUCGUCUGUAUGAAGCAGUGACGGGAAUACUGCAUGCUGAGGUCAACGCUCACGCUCGCUGGAUAUACUCACUGGACAUUGCUCCUUUUUCUGGGCUGCUGCUGUCUGCUGCUGAGGACUCCCUGGUCAGGGUGUGGCUCCUGUCAAUGAGGCCAGAGAGCCAGAGCGUGGAGAUUGCCCAUUUGCACAAUGAGUGUGUGACGGACACGCAAAUCUGUGGCGCCAAGUUCUGUGACAGCGAUGGUUAUGCCUUCGCAGUGACAGGCUACGACCUGAGUGAAAUUAUCCGUUACACCCAGUCGUAGGACUACGUAUAUGAAUUUAGUAUAUUGGAGUGUUUGUGGAAGGACAUCAUGAUGCAGAGAGAAGAGUCAAAAGAGCCCAUGCAUGUAGGUGUCCGGCUCUGCAAGGAAAAGGGUAGUUGAAAAAAUAUUUUUGGGGAGAAUUUGUAUUUUUAAGGCUUCUUUGUCUCUGUAUCUACAGGUUUUAAAGAAGAUUAGCAUAUUACGACAUUUUUCAGAAGUAGAAAGUAUAUGUCACAUGUCUACAUGUUUUCGAAUUUAGGUAUAACAUGUUAAACAUAACGUAUUUUAUAUGAAUUUAAAAUUCCUUCAAGCAUAAUUCAUCAAAGCUUCUGUCCCAGUCCUAAUUGUGCUCUCUGUGGGUCAUUUACUGUAUAUUGGGAAGGACAAUGACAGUGUGGCGCAAACAGAUUUAACUAAAGGACAGAUUGGGGUCACCCUAUUAGCAGUAUAGUUUGUGUCAGACUUCCAUGUAUUUUUACUUUUUAGUAUUUAUUGUUUUAACCAUGGUUUUCUUUAUAGCCAAAGCAAGUGGGAUUUUCCAAAUGUGUCUAUUUUGUAUUUGUUGCCCUUGCUUUCAAAAACCUAUUUUACCUAGAAAAUUGCUGGAAGCAGAAAGGUGUUUACAUUAAAAUCAAGUGCAGCCUACUCACUGCCAUUAUACUUCUUUUUCUUCACAGAAUUCCUGUCCAAAAGCAACAUACUGUACAUUUAGAAAUCGUUUUUAAGGGUUUAUGGAGACUGAAUAUGCCUUUUGUAGCAGUCGUGUGUUUCAUGUUGUGUUACUCGUUUCGGGUCCAAUCAGGUUCUUUAUUCACAUGCACAGCUUACAGCAGACAUAUCUGGCACUAUAACUCUAACUAAGUAACUAACUAAGUCCUCACAGUCCACCUCGGUGUGAACUCAAACUACUACUAUUACUUUGAGCGUUUGAUAUGGCAGUUAGAUAUCUAA
This is a messenger RNA of Pungitius pungitius (ninespine stickleback), 2265 nucleotides long. It is a transcript of the gene wdr54, whose product is annotated as WD repeat domain 54. Bases 304 to 1314 code for a protein of 336 amino acids. The transcript is spliced from 9 exons. Gene Ontology annotation, molecular function: protein binding. NCBI's taxonomy places the organism in Eukaryota, Metazoa, Chordata, Actinopteri, Perciformes, Gasterosteidae. The record is from RefSeq and is a predicted model, not a curated record.